Molecule: messenger RNA, 3268 nt
Organism: Rosa chinensis
Lineage: Eukaryota; Viridiplantae; Streptophyta; Magnoliopsida; Rosales; Rosaceae
Product: disease resistance protein RUN1-like
Exons: 4
Coding region: 192-2693 (833 amino acids)
Biological process (GO): signal transduction; defense response
Molecular function (GO): ADP binding
Source: RefSeq, a predicted model, not a curated record
AAGAGUAAAAGAGAAAAGAACAGAAAAGCAAAGAAACGCAAAGAAAAUUGUAGCCGCCAACUGUGGAUCAAAAAUCAAACUCGACUUGACCUUGACCUUGGCUUUCUUACCUGUUUAUCUCACUAUUGUUUGUCAUUUGACUCAUUUCUCAGAUCUGAACCACUGCAUUCCAUAGCCCUUCAAUCACUCCAAUGAAGCCAUCGUCAUCAUCCUCAUCGCCGCCUCCGCCGCCGCCACUGCCGCCACUGCCUCCGCUGCCGCCGCUGCCGCCGCUGCCUCCGCUGCCGCCACUGCCGCCACUGCCGCCGCCGCCGCCAUCCCCAUGGCUGUCCUACGAUCUGUUCUUGAGCUUCAGAGGUGAAGACACACGAAGGACCUUCACGGACCACCUCUACGCGGCACUAGUUCGUGCGGGAGUCAGCACGUUUAGGGAUGCCGAGGGUCUAAGAAGGGGAGAAGACAUAGCAACGGAAUUGGUGCGGAUAAUCCAAGGGUGUAGGAUCUCUCUCAUCGUCUUCUCAGAAAAUUACGCGGAUUCGAGUUGGUGUCUCCAGGAGCUGGUACACAUCAUGGAGUGUAGAAAAACACAAAGGCAACGGGUUUUCCCAAUAUUCUAUCAUGUCGAUCCUUCACAUGUCAGAAACCAGACCGGUAUCUUUGCUCAUGCGUUUGAGAAACAUGAAGCCAGAGUACAUCAAGGUAGAGAUAAGAUAGCUAGGUGGAGAGCUGCUCUUGGAGGAGUGGCGGAUUUGGCUGGCUUCGAUAUUGCUGAUAGGCAUGAAGCAGAGUUUAUCAAUAGCAUUGUUGACGAGAUAUGCAGACAGCUGACCACCCCAUACUUGAAUUUAGCUCUCUACCCAGUUGGAAUAGAGUCUCGUGUUGAAGAUAUUAGUAAGUGUUUAGGUGUUGGAUUAGAUAAUGAUGUUCGCAUGGUUGGAAUUUGGGGUAUGGGUGGAAUUGGGAAAACAACAGUUGCCAAAGCCAUCUAUAACAAAUUUUAUCAUGACUUUGACAGUAGAAGUUUCCUAGCAGAUGUUAGGGAAACAGCAAAGGACUCAAGUGGCAAGAUUGCUUUGCAAGAAAGACUUCUUUCUGAUCUCUUAAAACCAGCCAAGAUAGUGGUAGGUGAUGUUUCCAGAGGCAUCAAUGUGAUAAGAGAACGACUUGGAGGCAAAAAGGUACUUGCCAUUGCUGAUGAUGUAGAUCAUGAGGACCAAUUGCAUGCAUUGGCAAUAAGGCGUGAUUCCUUUGGUCCGGGAAGUAGAAUAAUUAUAACAACAAGAGAUCGACAUUUGCUAGAGCUGCUGAAAGUGGAUACAAUACAUCUAACUCAAGAAAUGAAUGAAGAAGAAGCUCUUGAGCUCUUCAGUUGGCAUGCCUUUCAAAAUAUUUCUCCUAAUGAAGACUAUAUCGAACUCUCAAGAAGAGUGGUUACUUACUGUGGAGGUUUACCACUGGCUCUUGAAAUUUUAGGGUCUUUCCUCUUUGGAAGGAGCAUAGGAGAUUGGAAUAGCACACUGAAGAAAUUGGAAAAAUUUCCUGAUGGCAAAAUUCAGUCAAAGCUCAGAAUAAGCUUUGAUGCACUUGAGGAGAGGCAGAGGCACAUAUUCCUCCACAUAUGUUGUUUCUUCAUUGGAAUGGACAAAAACCAUGUCAUAAAAAUACUUGAGGGCUGUGGUUUUUCUCCAGAAAUAGAAAUCAGUGUCCUCUCUGAACGUUGCCUUGUAACUGUCAAUGAAAAAGACAAGGUAAUGAUGCAUGAUUUGCUUCGAGACAUGGGCAGAGAAAUUGUUCGUGAAGAAUCCCCGAACUACCCUGAAAGACGUAGUAGAUUGUGGCGUCAAGAAGAUGUAAUGGAUGUUUUGAGAACUGAAUCUGGAACUGAAGAGACUGAAGGACUCGCUCUAAAUUUGCAAGGAUAUAACAACAGGAAUUUGAUCAGUACAGAAGCAUUUAGAAACAUGAGGGGACUGAAAUUGCUCCAACUCAAGUAUGUACGACUCGCUGGAGACUCCAACAAGCUUCCCAAAAAGUUAAGAUGGCUCUGCUUGCGAGGAUCCUCUCUGAUCACUCGAGAUGAGUUUCGGAAUGCAAGUUACCUGGUUUCUAUGGACCUGCGGUACAGCUGUCCCGUACGAGUUUGGGAGCAUUUCAGGCGGCUUUGGAACUUGGAGAUACUUAAUCUCAGUCAUUCACAGUACCUAACAAAAUCACCAGACUUUUCACAACUCCCAAAUCUACAGUAUUUGAUCCUUAAAGACUGUGUGAAUUUGCAAAAGAUUGACAGGUCCCUUGGACGUCUUUCUCAACUUGCCUUGCUAAAUCUUAAAGGCUGCACUAAGCUCAAGGACCUUCCGGAGGAUUUUUAUAUGUUGCGUUCCGUUAGGACUCUUGUUCUCUCUGGCUGUUCGAAAUUUGAGAAAUUGAGCAAGCAUAUAGGAAAAAUGGAUUCUUUGAAAACUCUUGUUAUAAGUGGCACAGCCAUAAGUGAAGUACCAUCCUCGAUAGAUGAAUUGCAAUACCUGGACUUUUCAUCUCGACAAGGCCUGAGUGGACUAAAACGAUUUACCCCGGAUGAGAUAUCAGGACCUAGCCAGGACGAGACAUCAGGACCUAGCGAGGAUGAGACAUCACGACCUAGGCAGUCGAGGCUUGCUUUUCUAUUCAGUCGAGGCUUUUUUAGAGCGCCAUAAGCAGAACUGCAGAAGCCAAUGAAGAGUAACUUAUGGGAAAAAUACCAGCUCAGCGUCUCUUUGAAAAAAUUACACUCUUAUCCAUUUCUCUCUGUGAUAUCCUACUGCGCGACAGAUCUCGCCGACUCAUCUUACUCUCAGAGUUCAGUCUGUUCUGCCAUGUCUCAUGGUUGAGAGCGCUCAAACGGUGACUAAUCACCACGCCAUUCAAAUCUCAGUAAGUUCAUCAAUCAUGGUUCUCCUGGUACAUUUUGUUUUUGAGAUUUCAAUUUUAAUUUCUUUUUGCCGAUUAAUUUGGUUUUCAUUGUGUGCUUUUGAUUUGGGAAUUUCAACAACAGAUCGUUUCAUUUGUGGGUUUGAUUUUUCAUCUUAUAAAUAGGUGAGUGGCUUCUUUCAUGUAACAGAGUUUUUCCAUUUCCAGCAAAUUUUGUAACUUUUUCUAGUGUUCAAGUGUACAUUUGAUUCGAAUUUUAGAUUUGGGAAUUCUGUGAAUUUAUUCAGCGAAAUUUGUUGCACCGAGAGGAAAUUGAUUCCAGACAGAUCCAAUACAAGUCAUUUUCUUCGUGUUAUUCUUC